GUAAGGCGGUCGAGAAGUGGCGCUUGGCCUGUGCAGCCGUCAGCGCUGCUUGCCAGGUCGACCUCCGCCCAGACGAGAUGUCCUGGAACGCUGCCACCGGAGCUUGUGCCGUCUCCAGUCGUUGGCAGCGCGCUUUGGUGCAGCUCCGAGCACACCUGACAACAUCAUUGCCACGCGGUCUGAGUACGAUGACCUACAGCGUUGUCCUUAGCGCCCUCGAAAAGGCAGCACGCUGGCCGAGGGCCUUGCAGCUCCUGGCAGCGCUGCCAGGGGGGCGUGCGGUGCCUGAUGUCGUCAGCUUCAAUGCUGCUGUGAGCGCUUGUGCCAACGACUGGCCUCAAGCCGUGCAGCUCCUUGCAACGCUACGUCGGAGCAUCGUCCAGGCGGGUGUCAUCACCUUCAAUGCCAUCAUCAGCGCAUUGGAGAAAGCGGAAGACUGGCCACGAGCCCUGACAGUGCUGGCGGAGCUCCGAAGCAGCGCUUUGGAAGAAGAUGCCUUCACCUUGAGCGCAGCCAUCAGCGCAUGCGAGAAAGGGAAGCAGUGGGAGCGUGCGCUGGCGCUGCUGCAGGAGUUUCGGGAGAGCGGCCUUCAAAUGGAGGCAAUCACCUACAAUGCUGCGAUCAGCGCUUGCGAGAAGAGCUGGCAGUGGCAGCGCGCCUUGGCGCUCUUCUCCGUGCUUUUGGGUGUCGGCCUCUGCGGGAGCGUGAUCACCUACAACGCCCUCAUCACUGCUUGCGGCAAGUGCCUGCAGUGGCGCCACGUGCAUGCCCUUCUCCAUGCCAUGGAAGCGGAUCAGCUGGAGGCGAACCUGUUCACCUGCAAUGCCGUGAUCAGUGCCUACCAGAAAGCCGAGCAGUGGCCACUGGCCUUGGGGAAUCAGCGCAAGAUGAAAGAGUUACAAUCACACGCGCGGAGAUUCCACAGAGCAGGGCACCAGAGGCGCAUGCUGCUUGAAGCCAUGGAAAGAGCAAAAAGUAACCUGGAAGGCAGACGAGCUCGGAUCUGGGUAGCUCACGUGGCUGCAUGGCUCGUGUAUGCUCCUCGGGGCUACGUUCCUGGUAUCACAGAGAUGGACCUGCUACGAAGGUUUUUGUCGAAGGUUGGCGACGGCAGACACUUGUCGACUUCACAACAACGCAUCCUUCGCAAGGUGCAAUCCGUGCUGGAACGCGCCACUGCGGCCGAUCCAGCCUGGGAACAGAUGCACAGGAAGCUUGUGCAAAAGCUCGAUCGGUUCAGGCAAUGCGAUGCUGAACAUCUCACAGCUCCGGUCACCAAAGAUGUAGACGUGGCUGAGGCCGAGUCGAACCAGAUGCUCAAGAGCAAGAGCUUCCGGAAGUGCAGCCUGAAGCCGUCGAAGCCCAGUUCAAUCGAUUCCGAAGCAGGUCACGAGGUCGGCGACAGCCGGCAGACACCGCGCCAGCUUUUCAAUAAGAUGAACGAAUGGACGAACAUGGUCAACGAGGAGAGGCUGGCUUGUAUUGAGAAACUCGAGCUUGCCAGAAAAAACGGAAGAAUGGCUAACCAGGCUAAACUUGCAGAGGUGCUUUACACAGUUGCAGCUGCUCUAUCUCCUCCUCGCAAGUCGGCUCACAAGGAGAGCUCAGAGAACGAGGCAGCCUCCUGUGCCGACGCCCCAAUCGGGGAAGCGUCGGCAAAUCUGCAGCACCGUGCAAGGUCCUUGUUGUUGCAGCUGUUGCGCGACUGGAAGAAAAUGAGUUUCGAUUGUGGCGAGAUCCACACCCUCCUGGACCACAUCAAUCGGCAACUGUCCAGGUUUGAAGCCAAGGCGCGGGAGUCUCAAUAG
Symbiodinium necroappetens is the source of this 1808-nucleotide messenger RNA. The record is from the annotation of a GenBank genome assembly. NCBI's taxonomy places the organism in Eukaryota, Dinophyceae, Suessiales, Symbiodiniaceae.